Peniophora sp. CBMAI 1063 is the source of this 690-nucleotide messenger RNA. NCBI's taxonomy places the organism in Eukaryota, Fungi, Basidiomycota, Agaricomycetes, Russulales, Peniophoraceae. The record is from the annotation of a GenBank genome assembly.
AUGUCCAUUGGGCCUGACAAGUCGAAUGCGGAGAGACUAUUCAACAUCUACACUCGCAGCGCUGACUGCCGUCUCAUCAAAGUCCACUUCCACCCGAUGGACAAUAGCUACCGUCGCUUGCUCAUAGACCAGGACGACCUCAAGCUGUUUGAUACGCCCAUGUGUUACAAACCCGACAAGAAGGGAACUGUUGUACCGCAGACUAUUUGGCAACCUCUGCAGCGGGGAGACGUACAGCGACAUGUUGAUGAUGCCGAGCUCCUCCCACCCGUCUACUUCAUCGGGACAGAUCAUGUCAUAGGCAUCAAAACGUCGCAGGUUCUGGACGCUAACCUCAGAGCCCCGCCAGGCAUAUACUUUCCCACUGCACCGGCACCCCUCGGCGGGCGGGCUAACACUCACUUCUGUCUUAGGUGGCCCGGCUAUACCGAGUUCAAAAAGCAGGUCGAGCUCAAGAACGCUUCAGGCUCGCCCAUCACGAUGUGGAAGCUGGUUGAGCGAGUCGCCAACUUUGUGGCGCGUUUCAUACAAGAGAUGGCUAAUCAGCCGAUUCAGGAAGGGCAAGGGCCCUGGCGAGUAGGACCAGGAUUCAUCGGCAUCGAUAACAUAUACAUCGUGGGGCUUAUGCAGGUUUCGAGGGGUGUCUGGCAGCCCAUCCUCCAGCUCGACUACUUCAACACAUUGCCCUAG